AUGUUCCAAUCUGUCUAUGUUGAUCAUGGGAAGAAGCUCAAUCUUAAUCAGAUUGGAGCAACUGUCCCAGCUACAGUUCCUGGAACUUCUCCAGCGACAAGUAUUAUCACUGGUGGAACACCAAGUGUUGCGGGAAGCGUUAACACACCUUUGCGACUUACUGGUACUACAGGUAAUCAGAUGUUGCAAGUUCCUUCGGGAAUGCAGCUCAUGCAGAUUCCAACUCAAGGUGGCGGCACUGUGACUGUCCCUUACUCAAUGAAUGCUAAUGGUGAGAUUGCGUUCAGUGGAAUGCAACUCAGCCAGCAAGGCUUCAGUGGUGCUCAAGUGCGCCAAGGAUUCAAUGCAACUCAAACUCGAACUCUGCAGGUCAUGAAGACUGGCUAUUUUGAUACGUCAAAUGUCUUUCACGAUGCGAUCAAAGGAAAGGAUGAGAAUGGCAAUGAUGUCUAUCUUAUUCCAUGUCCUGCUGGAACGACUAAUGUCAAACUUCAAUCCGACUGGCACUAUGCUAGUGAAAAUGAUAAUAAUAAUAACUGA
Molecule: messenger RNA, 540 nt
Organism: Cylindrotheca closterium
Lineage: Eukaryota; Bacillariophyta; Bacillariophyceae; Bacillariales; Bacillariaceae
Source: the annotation of a GenBank genome assembly